Messenger RNA from Syngnathoides biaculeatus (alligator pipefish), 4910 nucleotides. RefSeq names its product amyloid beta precursor protein binding family B member 2 (gene apbb2a). Gene Ontology annotation, molecular function: transcription factor binding; amyloid-beta binding. The transcript is spliced from 14 exons. Gene Ontology annotation, cellular component: cytoplasm; nucleus. The record is from RefSeq and is a predicted model, not a curated record. Gene Ontology annotation, biological process: regulation of DNA-templated transcription. NCBI's taxonomy places the organism in Eukaryota, Metazoa, Chordata, Actinopteri, Syngnathiformes, Syngnathidae. Bases 1816 to 4485 code for a protein of 889 amino acids.
GGGGGGGGGGGGGGGGACAAAAUGCAAGGGUUCGAGAUUCUCAGCUACGAACGUCCGGGUUGGUCCGAUUCCCACGAUCUUGUCUGGCUUUCAAAUCUGCUACGCGUUGUGUUUUCCGUGCUUUUUGUUUUUGUUUUUUUCACAUGAGCGUCGUGUGAAUAUUGUCAGCUUUCCUCAGGCGUAACGUCGUCAACAGAGAUUUGGUACGCAGCGGUUGCUUGAUUUACAAAUUUAAUCGCGUAAUUUAAUUUCAUUGCAUACCAAACAAAAAGCUUCUCAAUCCAUUCCAGCCUCCCAAAAAAAAAAACAAAUAACCCGGUUCGUGUCAUUAAGCCCAAAGUUUCUCUGGCGCGUACUGAAGUGUUGCAUUCGUGUUUUUGUGUGCCUUUAAGGGGCGUGGCCUAAUGACUGACAUCUUUAACUGCAGUGAUGGGAUUAGUUUGGUGCUAGCGUCUGCUCCUUGCGAGUGUUUUCAUUUUGUAAAUAUGUGUUGUCGGUUGACGUGCUCUUUCUUUUUCGUGUUUGUUUUUUGUUUGAAUGUCCGUUUUAGCUCGAGGGAUGCAUUUCUGAAAGCUUUGUCAUCGCCCAAAAUAAAAAGUCAAUAGUCGCUCAAGCGAUGGCUCAUAACUGGAAAAACACUCGUAAGUCAAGGUACGAGCUCGUCACGCUAUCAGAAACUUUACCAGAAACCGACCUAUCUUCUGUUAUUGCGCCAUCUGGUGGCUUUUUGGAGUCAAGGAAACAAUUCGAAGUGAGUUGAACAGCUUCAUUUAGAGCAAAGUAGUCCUUUGGUGCCAUCUACAGGCCCUUUUGUGGCUUUUCGGGGUUGUUUGGCUCUGCGGUGCGGAUUCUUCUUUUGCCAAGACUCGAACACUUUGAGGGUCAGCAAGUGUGAGCUGAGCUGCAGCCUCGCGCCGGAUUGACGGUCAGUGGGAGCAAAUGCAAGAAAUGCAAAGCCGGUCGAUCGUUGGCGACGCUUUUUAAGCCCGACGACGUCACGUUCAGUCAGCACAACCGUUUCCCGGAAAGGCAUCCGACGGACGCCCGCAUCCUCGCACUUCGGCACCCGAAAAUUCACAUCGGCGUGGAUUUACCUUUUAGGGUUUUUUUUUUCCUUUCUUUAGGGGGUUUUUUUCCCCCUUUUUUUUGUGGUGAUUUAUCAAUAACUUGGGGGGGGGGGGGGGUUUAAUAUCUCUAUGUAUACGUGUGUGUGUGUGUAUUUUCUCUCAGUAUCUAACUAACCUCUUAAUCAUUCCAAAGGUACUUUUUAAUGCUUAAUCCAAGACAUUUUGGAUGAUUUCAACUUUGUGAUUCUGUUCCAGGAUGACUUUGGCCACGGAUACAUUGCAAUCAUGUUCGCAGAGCUCAGUUGUAAGGUUGGGGGUUUGAAUCCACUCUCUCGCCAGACGGCCACUAUUGCAGCAAGUGAUAUGAAUUUCAUGACAUUUUUCUGUUUCUUCUCAAGUUAAAAAGAAAGUAAACUAAUUCAUCAGUGCUCAAUGAGCUUCAGCUGGUAAAGCGUCGGCCUCACGGUUCUGAGGUCCCGGGUUGGACACCAUCCCCGUGCCUGCGUGGCUUUUCUCCGGGUGGGCACUCCGGUGUCCUCCCGCAUCCCAAAAACACGCAACAUUAAUUGGACACACUCAAUUAACCGUAGGUGUGAUUGUGAGUGCGACUGUCUGUCUCUAUGUGCCCUGCAAAUCGCUGGCAACCAGUUCAGGGUGUGCCCCGCCUCCUGCCCGUCGACAGCUUGGGAUAGGCUCCGGCGCUCGCCGCCGACCCUGGUCACUCUGUGACGCCUUUUUCCAUCCGGCCAUGAUGUCGGUACAAACCCCUCCCCUCUCCCGCUCUGGCUCCACCCCCUCCAACGUGGGCGCGGCCAACCGCGUCGGCCCCUCGGCCGCGCCCCCCACCUCGCUCAGCCUGCGCUCCUCUUACAACCAGCUGCUCGGGCGGGACGUCAUCAAGGAGUCGGUCGGCACGGACGGCGCAGGUUCGGCCACCUUGCCCAAGAGCCGUCAGAGGUACGCGAUGACCAGCGUGCGCAGCGUGAUGGGCAUCGGCGAUAACUUGUCAUCCAAGAAUCAGACGGCUAGCAGGGGCAGGGGCCUUCCCACCAAGUCCUCAUCCAGUUCCGCCCUCUACUCCUCUUCCUUUUCCUCCUCUUCGGCACUCUCCAACGCGACGAACCCGAAACUGGCCAAGAAUGGAGCCAAUAUGCAGAGACGCGCCGAGAGUCAGCAGCUGGAGCUGAGCAGAGCCAACACCGAGGGCAAAACCCAGGACGACCCCGCCGAUAACUCCAACUGGCCCCAGUUGGAGAAGGACAACUCCCAGCUGCCCCCCUUCCGAAGACGGACAAAGAGCUUCUUGGAGUACCACGACAAGGGCUGGGACCUGGGCUGGGGCAACAAGGAGAACGAGGAAGAGACCGAGCGGCUGUCGUUCCCGGAGAAAGAGCAGGCCAGCCCGGUCAAAGAGAGGGAGAGCCAGAAGGAAGACAAAGAAGAAGAAGAAGAAGAGAGGGAGGAGGAACGGGAAGACCAAAUCCCAAGUGCAAGACAGCCUCUGUUGCCCGUCGUGGUGGAAGCCCCGCUUUGCUCGUCCUCUUCCUCGUCCUCCAACAGCCCCGAGUGGGUCCCCGAAAACCACCAGGCUGCAGCCCACACCAGAGAGCAGCACAGCACCCAAGUUCAGGGAAGUCCCAGAAGUCCCGCGAAGCCUCCUCGGAGCUCCCAGCCCAGAGUCAUCAAGGUGGAACUGCACCCCAACAACGAGAACCAGUUCCUGCAGCAGUACCCGCCGUCCUCCCCGAAGCAGCCGAGGGCCGGCGAGAGGAACGCCCCGACGAGGACCCGGGAAGCGCCCGCCGUGCUCGAUCCCCAACCCGGGCGGGGGCUCCCCAAAGUCACUUUAAGGAUGGAUCUGACUCCUGACACGCCGUCGGAGGACGAAGACUCCAGCUGGACCACUUUGUCCCAGGAGUCGCCUUCUCCGCAGAGUCCACAGGAGACAGAUGUUUGGGGCGAGGCGGACCUGCCCCCGGGCUGGCGGGAGAUCUCGGACUCGUCCGAGGUGUAUUUCUGGCACGUCCCCACCGGGACCACUCAGUACCACCGGCCCGUUGCCUCCGGCGGGGCGGAAAGCAAACCGCAACGAGAGACCCGCGACUCGCUAAAGCCGCCCGACGAGCGCCCCAGCAGUCUCAUCUCGGACAGCUCGGUGGAGGCGGUCCCCUCCCCAAGCUCGGCCUCCCCCAGCCCCUCCGACGACGUCGCGCUCAACAGCGCCACCUGCACCCUCACCGAUCUGAAGGACUAUCCGAUCUAUCCUGACCCCAGCCUGAAGGCCUUCGAAGGGGCCACCCUCCGCUACGCUUCGCUCAAACUCAACCCUGCAGCGCCGCUGGAAACCGUCGACCUCAACAACACUUUCACAGAUCCCGACGCUUUGUCGUUUCCGGUGCGGUCGCUGGGCUGGGUGGAGAUGUCGGAAGAGGACGUCUGCGAGGGCAGGAGCAGCGUGGCCGUCCACCACUGCAUCCGGCAGCUGUCCUACUGCAGGAAGGACAUCCGAGACUCCGCUGGCGUCUGGGGAGAGGGGAAAGGGAUGCUGCUGGUGCUCCGAGGACGGAUGCUGACCCUGGUGGACCCCGAUGAUCAAAGCCUGCUCCACUCUCAGCCCAUCGGCAGCAUCCGCGUGUGGGGAGUCGGCCACGACCACGACAGGGACUUUGCCUACGUGGCGAGGGACAAGAACACGCGGGCGCUCAAGUGUCACGUGUUCCGAUGUGAUACGCCCGCCGCGGCCAUCGCCACAAGUCUUCACGAAAUCUGCUCCAAGAUUAUGGCUGAAAGGAAAAGUGCCAAGGCUGCAGCUGGCAGCUCCUCCCAAACUGGCUCUGAUGUCCCCCUACAAGAAUUUCCAAUGCCAAAGACUGAACUGGUGCAGAAGUUCCACGUGUUCUAUCUGGGCACGACGUCGGUGACUCGGCCCAUAGGCAUGGACAUCAUCAACGGCGCCAUCGACAGCUUGGUGUCGUCCACGGGAAAAGACGACUGGACGCCCGUCGUGCUGAGCAUUGCCGACACCACCCUGGCUGUUAUCAAAGAAAAGCAGGAGGAGGACGAAGACGAAGCCCUGGUGGAGUGCCGCGUGCGGUUCUUGUCCUUCAUGGGAGUCGGGCGGGACGUCCACACGUUCGCCUUCAUCAUGGACACCGGAAACCAGCACUUCCAGUGUCACGUCUUCUGGUGCGACCCCAACGCCGGCUGCGUGUCCGAAGCCGUGCAGGCGGCGUGCGUGUUGCGGUACCAGAAGUGUCUGGUGGCGCGGCCGCCCUCGCAACGCGCCGGCAGCUCGUCCUCGCCCGCCGCCGCCGACUCGGUGAGCCGCCGAGUGAGCACAAGCGUCAAGCGCGGCGUUCAGUCUCUCAUAGACACUCUGAAAGCCAAGAAACAGCCGUCGGAAGUCCCCCAGCAAUGACCCCCCCCCCACCACCACCACCACCACCACCACCACCAACACCAACACCAACACCAACAACCCACCGGUCAGCGCAGCGCCCAAACCGCCGCCCACCGAAACCACUCUCACAUCUCUGCCGCCAUGGUAACCAGUCUCGUAGGUAUGUGUUAGCAAACGCCACUCUGGACGACAAUAUCAAAUAACGACGCCGGAUGUUCGGAAUGGAGAGGAAGGAUCGCGCGUUUGGGGUCUCGUCGCCGCUCCGAACCGCGUCACGGAAUCACUUUAACGUCGGCCCGGCCUCACCGUCUUCAAGUUCGGAACCGGACGGACCGAACGCCUUCCGGGCCCGCUAAAUGCCAUGUGAAUGGCUCCAUGCAGUAAUGAAGGAGGGGAAAGUAGAAAAGCAUUUAUUUCAAAUAAUAAUAAUAAUCGUAAUCCAC